Molecule: messenger RNA, 8066 nt
Organism: Salvelinus fontinalis (brook trout)
Lineage: Eukaryota; Metazoa; Chordata; Actinopteri; Salmoniformes; Salmonidae
Product: methyl-CpG-binding domain protein 5-like
Exons: 11
Coding region: 1140-5300 (1386 amino acids)
Cellular component (GO): nucleus; chromocenter
Molecular function (GO): DNA binding; chromatin binding
Source: RefSeq, a predicted model, not a curated record
UCCCCAACAAGCUGGAUAGAAAUCGAGGAGUAGCACUUGUACGUGGGAGCGCUUUAAUCUUGAUUUUUAAAGGAAUAGCUAACCUGAACCUAGACUUAUUUCAACAUUUCUCAACACAUAAUCCUUAAAAGCUAAAUGUGGACUAUUUAAAUGCAGGGCAUGGUAUUUGGGAUAUGCUAAAACCUUAUUUCUGACUCCUGUCUCUCAGCAACAGACCUCUGGCUGUCUCAAUUUUGGCCCUGGCUCGACUCGACUGACAUUUCUGCAAAGGGCUUCGGUUCAUGGUGAUAUUUUUACUAAAUUCUCGGGUUGCUGGGUGUCGUUUUUGUCAUCUGAAAAAGGUAACUAAGAUCUGUUCCUUCAACACAAUCCUGUCUCGGAGCUCUACGGACAAUUCCUUCGACCUCAUGGCUUGGUUUUGAAUUGACUUGACCACAGAUGGACUCCCAAGUUGUAGAAACAUCUCAAUGUUGAUCAAUGGAAACCGAAUGCACCUGAGUUCAACUUCGAGUCUCAGCAAAGGGUCUGAAUACUGAUCUAAAUAAGGUUGGAAUAUAUGGGACAGUGUCUGCUCUUAUCCGUUAUCAACUCUGGGAUGAUGUCAUGCUGACGGAUCCUGCAACUAUGAGUUCUAAGGUCGCAGCAGCUGCAGUUAGUGUCAGCCAGAACUCACGUCAUCAUAUCAUGACCAGAUCCAUCCAGAUUUGUCCAAUAGCAGAUUCUGUGAACUGAAAGUGAAACGUCUCCAUUGGUCUGUGAGAGAGGUAGCUUGGGCAACUCUACUUCAAGUUCCCUCAGACCACUCAUCCCAAUGUCCCCAAGUCCCCCCACCACUACCAUGGCCUCCUCACAAAGACAUUGAUGAAAAUGGGGUUUUAAACAUGUCAACAAUAAACAGGAUGGGGACGAAGGGCCUCAAAAGUCUGGUUCCACAGUGAACCUGUCCACGGAAGAGGCAGGCGACGGUGUGAUUGGCAGUUGGCAGUUCCAUCAGCGAAGCUGUUGUAGCUCAUCUACUCCUGGUUGGUCAAUUUACUUCUGAGAGACCCCAGGAUGACGCACACUAGUCUGAGCUCUCUGACAAACUUGUGAUAUCUCACAUCGCAAGGGUGUAGUUGUGCGGACCUAAGGAGUGGACAAUGAACAGAACAAAGGAGGGGCUGUGUGCUGAGGGGAAGCCGCCCCCGGCUGAAGUCCCUAUAGGUUGGCAGCGCAGAAUCACCCACAGCGGGGUUGUCUACAUAAGUCCCAGUGGCUUAGUCCUAGCCUGUCUGGAGCAGGUGAAGAGCUACCUGCUGACUGAUGGCACCUGUAAGUGUGGCCUGGAGUGUCCUCUCAUCAUUCAUAAGAUAUUCAACUUUGACACCGGGGCGGCUGUCAAGCAGAGGACUGCUGAGGAUGCCAGAGCCGAUGCGAAUGUCACCAAGCUGUGUAUCCACAAGAGGAAGGUCAUCACCGUGGCAACCCUGCACAGGAGCAUGGAGUCAACACACCCCGCUCUGGCCAGUCAGGGUGUUGGCACUGGCACUGCAGCUAUGGGUCCUUUGAGUCAUCAAGCAAUAAGGAACAAUAUGCACAAUGGUCCACCCAACUCUGUGGCUCAUGAUGGCAGGAAUCCCAACAAGACAGGAAUGUCAGUAUCUGGUCAACAGUACUAUAACCAUGAACUGGGUUCUCCCCCUCAGAGGGAUCUGUACUUGGGGUACAGCAGGACAAGGCUGGGGGGCAGCGAACACAGUAGCCAACAACGGUCACCCUAUCACAGCCGCCACCGUGUCCUGCUCAGCCCCUCCUCCUCCACCUCAUGUUGCUCACAGCAUUAUGGUGAUAGGGUUCCCUCCCCAAGGACUGAACCUCUGGGGAGUCCUGACCCCAAUAUGCUUGGUUUUCAUGGAGCUUGCAGCCCAGGCUCUGUCCAUAUGAACGGUGAUCGUUUUACCCGUCUCUCACCACCCAGUAUCCUGCACCACGGCUCGCCUUCGGCCUCCCAGCCCUCGUGUGCCAUGUCAGAAAGGACUAAUGUACCAAAUUCCCCUGCCGUCAAUGCCAAAAGCCUCAAUAUGCAGAAGCCCUCCUGCAGCUUCCCCCACGACUUUCAACACAAGCCCCAGCCUGCAUGCCACCCACAGUCGCACUUUUCCCUGUCUCAGCUCCCUCCCUGCAUCCUGCAAAAAAAGCAGGUGACCUCUGAGAAGGACCCUCUUGGUAUCCUGGACCCAAUUCCAAGCAAUGCUCCUAACCAGGGUCCCUUAGUGCCAAACAUAUCUGGCCUCCAACACAAUGCCCAAUCUCAGGUACCACCAAUGAAUGUAAACAUCCCCCCUGCCAGUGUCCCUUUGCCCAGCAACCUGCCCUUGCCAACUGGGAAGUCUGGACCUGUUGGGCAUGGCCAUAGGGUCCAGCACCACCCUACCCUGUCAUCCGCCUCAUCCUCACCUAUCAUGUCCCCAGCACAUAUGGCUGGGCCUGUCCUCGCCAAGGUGGAGUCACCCCACCGCUCACGUUGCUUAUCCAGUUCUUCUGAACAUGGUAGCUUCGCUCACCCCACGGGGCUCCAGGUUCCUUGUGGGGUUUCAAAGCCACUUCCCCGGUCUUCUCAGGCCUCAUCGGGGUCCCCUCGACCUGCAAUGCCACGAAGUUCUGCAUAUAAGAUGGACAAACUCCAUCACUUGAACGAUACCCCCAACCAACUGCCAGGGGGGAUGAACAUUGGUCUAAGCAGGCAUCCCAACUCCAUGUACCGUCCAGCUCCCGGAUCUGAUAGUAUCCUUCAAAAGAAUCACUCGGUAGGUAUGCCCCUUAACCAGAUGUUAGAUCAGCAGAAUCCUGCUUCCUUCCCAGCAAGUAGUCUACUUUCAGCAGCAGCGAAAGCACAGCUAGUAAAUCAAAACAAACAUACCGACAGCACAUUGGAUGCAAACGCAGAGGCUCGCAGUAGCAGCAGUUUGGGACACCCAGGGCUAGUUGGUGGAGGCAGAGGUCGGAACCUAGAUGGACACAGCACUUUAAACCAGAGAUAUCUACCUAAUCCUGGGCCGUUGGCGAGCGAAUUUCAAAGCGGAAGAGCAGCACUAAGAGACAAACUCAUGGGUAUGGUUCAGCAGAGAGAGGCAAAUCGCAAGCGCAAACUAUCCAGUGAUGGCAGCAGUGGUGGCAUCAACAAUGACAGGGCUUUCGACGUGCUCAAGCAUCCGAUGGGUGGCUCUGGAUCUAGUUCAUCUAGCUUUCCAGUGACAUUGAGGAGAAUGUUGCAGCAGGGUUGUUUGCCCCCAAACACCUCCAUGGCCCAGCUACUCCAGUCCAUGAGCCACCAAAGUGCCCACAAUGGGCCAAGCCAUGUGGGCCAAAGCCCGGCCAGAUCUGGCAAAUCUCCCUUCUUGGAGGAAGCUUUGCCUCAGAUGUCGACUUUGCAGCAGAGCUUGCAGGGGCAUCAUAUCCAGGGCAGAGCGAAGAUCCGUGGCUUCCAGAACAUGAACAGUGAAGGUCAGAUUUCAGGCCAGGAUCUAAACAUGGAGCAGUUCAACAGGCCAAUAAACCAAAUGCAGGACCCCGCCUUAACUGGAAACUUUGAGGUGUUGGGUUACAAUGGUGGACAACAUGCAGCCAUUGGGUCGAUGCAGGGAAACCCAAACCCUCACCAACAGCAGCAGUUUGGACUUUAUCAGAAACCAUCCCAGGCGCAAGGCAACCCCCAAAUCAGAGGCAGGGCAGGAUUGCCUCCCAUGAUGUCCAAUGGCGGGGUCCAAGCCCUCUCUGAGUCAGGUGAGGUCAGUAGUUCUCUGAGCUGUGAGCUGAGGCAGGCCCGAGAGGAGAGUCUUCAGUCUCUCAUCAGGAACAGCCAGGCCCAUACACUGCAACAACAGAGACAGCACCCACUUGUUCAGGGCCAACAUCAGGGUCUGUCCCAGGGUCCGGGUAAGCACUCCAUACAGGGCCAGCUGCAGCACAGAUUCCAGUGCCAAGGCUCCCACCCUGAUGCCCCUCGCCCUGAUGAUGCCUCCUCCAACCCCAUGAACAGCCUCCUUCAGAGCUUCCAGGUAGAUUUGCCUGAGACGAUUCCACUGCCAAACAGAACUAUGAUGAGUCGACCGGGGAUGAUGUCCAUGUCCCAACCCGGUGCCCCUUGUCUCCAGGAGGGUCAUCAAGAAUACCAGGCUGCCCAGGACCUUUCAGGUGGUGGGGGAGAAGUUAUUGAUACCAUCCACAGGGCAGCGAUGGGCACGGCCAGCAAGAGCACGUUUAAUGUCAUCACAUCAACAGGUGCUAGCGGUACCUUCGCUGCUUCUGUUUUCGGCGAGCCUGUCGACCUCUCCCAUGCGGUUAACUCUGUCAUUCAUGGCCCCCUUCGCUCAUAUCAGGAGCCAGUGCCAGAGCCCCGACACCAACCCAAGGUGGGUCGGCCACGCAAGAAGACACCUGACAGGAACAACAGCUUCUCCCCUGUUGCUAUGGAAGCUCCUGCCAGAUUCCACUCGCUGCGACACGGAGCCCAGAGAAGACAAUGGGAUGGGCAGGCGGAGGGCCAGGAGCAGGCUGGUCUGUGGCGUAAUGACAAGCUCCUCCAACCGCUUUCCUUAGCCCAGAGCAGAAACGGCACCUACCCAGAGAGGCCCAAAAGUCAGGCCCAGGUGCACUUAGGCCCUCAGGAUCAAACAACACUGCACUUCCCCAGUCACUUGUAUGCCCAUAUGAACGGCAACGGUAGGGUCCUCACCUCGGGAAGACUACAUUCCAGACACCCCGGCCUGUCCCCUGGUUCGUCCUCUGUCCCACCAGAGGGCCUUUUUACCAAGGAUUACAGCCACUACAACGAACAUCUGAACGGCCAACUCAAUAGGAACCACUACAAUGGGCAUUACAAUGGGCACCUGAACGGGAGCCUGAGCGGCGAGGAAGACCUGAGGCCUGGGGACUCUCCCUCCUCCAGUGAGGGGCUCCCGCUCCACCACAAGCCCAGAACUCCGGCCCACUACCCGGGAGAUCCACUCUGGGGCCAGGGCAAAGGCUUCCCUCCAUGGCCAGGCAAGAUUGGGAGCGAGGGGCACAUGUACUCCCCUGGGAUGGUGAAUGACAUGCAGGGAAAGGUAGAGUCAGAGAAGAUCCAGAGGACACUAACAGAGGAUCUGGACACACUACAUAAAGCAAACAAGAUAACUAGAAAUGGUCGAAAAUGGAAUAACCACCUAGAGGCUGCUAUACAGGAGGCUAUGUGUGAGCUGGAUAAGAUGACAGGCAAUAUAUCACAGAGAGACAGACAAGUCAAGACCACUAAACCCAAGAGGAGGAAGAUCUCCAGAUGACAGUAAAUGUGUGGACCCUUUGGUGUCCUGCUGGGUAGCGGUCCAUCUAGCCAAUGGGUCUUGUGUAGCCGAUGUGGAAUCGCUAGCCAGUGUGUGCAAUAGUAGUGACCAUUGUCUUCUCUUUUGCAUCAGCUUGGUACUUAGUCCAACUGGAUUAGUGCUACAAUCAGUCAACCCUCCCACCUUGACCACCACCAAGACACCGACAGUGAAGAAAAUACAAGAAAGGAUGGAGGAACCUAGCUGCAAAAUAAUAGCUGUGAUAUAUCCACAGCUAGCUUGUCCUUAUGGAAAAUGAGAUUCUACAUAUAAGGAAAUAGUUGGUCCAAAUAUUUCUGAUGCAUUUUAGAUUAUGCACAUAGACAAAGGAAAACAGUACAACAUUAUUUUCAGUGGUUAAUUGUAUAUAGUGUUCAGUUUUGUCGUUGAUGAGUUGACUUAAUGCUAAUUUCUUAUGUACAUAUCAAUACAAAACUAUAUCUGGUUCUCCAAUGUUUUUAUUUUUCACAAAACGGUGAGGCCAGAAAUGUCAUUUUUCAAAAGAAAAGCAGCAUAAAGGAAUUUCUUCUACAGAUCUAUUGAAACAUGCUGUUAAGCAUUGAACAGCUGAAGGAUUAUAAUGUUGAACUUCAACAGACACUAUAUUGUCAUUUGCAUGCAGCCAGUAAGGAUGAUCUUGUCCUGCUGGGAAGGCAUACAAUGUGAGUCCCAAGAAAAGGAAAUUGGAAGACUUGAAGAUAGACCCACAGUAUAUCCUUUAUCUGAACAUAGGACAUGCAAAUACUUUCUCUUUGUCUUACGUUUCCUUUUCUUUGUUCUUGUUUUAUCCAUGUUAUCCAAGAAAAGAAAAAGCCAUCAAGGGAAGGAGUCUGAAAUAUGCCUCUAAGUUACAUUAUUUGUACUCCCAAAGUAAAAAUGUAUUUUCUCUGAAUAUUUUUGAUAAACAGAUUUCCUGUGUUAUAUCUGCAAAAUGACUUUGACAGUAUGUGUUUGUUCAUUUAAAAAAAAAAAAUAGUUAUUGUAAAGUAUAGACUAAUUUCUGUGGUAUACAGUACAUGCAUUCUGAAAUGAAGUAUUCAAUAGCAACAGUUGUAAUAUACAGUUCUGCCACUAGUGUUUAAUCUACAAUUAUGUUCAUAUUUAAAUGGUGCAAAAAGUAUUAAGCUGUUUAUUUUCUCUAUCAUAUCAUGUAAUUGAGCAUUUCUCUGUGUUUUACCCUUGAAUGUGUCAUUUCAAGGGUCAAAAUGCCUUAAUAGUAAGGACUGCACAUUUACAGGCCAGAAGAGAUCAGUAGUAUACUCAUUGGUUUUCUUUGCUCUGCAAAACCAUUUUAAACGACCCAAGAAAGUAUGAGUGAACUUUGAUCCGAGCCUUAUAUCCAAUGCUACAAUCCCCAGCUGCCAAAGCUAUGCCGUAUCACAAGUUAGGACUUUAAGUUUCUAUUAUUUAUCUUUGGAAUAUUCUAUUGAAUUAGUGGCCUUCAUUUUGUUAAUUUUCAUUGUUUUUUGCUUUUAUACUUUAUAAUUUAUUUAUGAAUCACAUAUUUAUUUGUAGAUAUACAUUGGUUACUUAGCAAUAAUACUAAUGAGAGUUGUACGCUCUGAAAAGCCUUAGAGUAUUAUAUAUUUUUCUCUUAAAACAAAUGAACAGCCUAUAUAUGGAUAAAUAUUCCAUCAGUAGUUUAUAAGUAUACAUUUAUAUAUUUGUGUUUAUUUAUGAAGUGUACAAUUUUAAACACCCAGUAUGUGCAUAUAGUGUUCUUUUUUUCUUACUUGUGUCAACACUGAGUAUAUACCCACGGCCUGAAGAAAUUGUAAAAUGUUAAUUUUAAAAGAGUGAACUUCAUUUUCUGUACUUAAUACCCUGACUCAGGAGGGGCACCUUCUGAUUUGAUCAGUCGUCUUCUGAUUUGAUCAGUCGUCUUCUGAUUUGAUCAGUUUUGUGAAAAUCUGAAAUUGUAAAACUGACAAUUUCAGUUGUACUGAAAACAUGUACAUGUUUGUCUAAUUUUUAUUAUUUAACAUACAAUAUCAAGUCAUCUGUGUUCAAUCCUAACAGAACAAUCCGGCAUCCUAAAAUGUAAUACUCGUUUUAACACUUGGUAACCUAGCUAUGUCAUCAACAUUAUAUGCAUUUUGUUUAUAAUUAUAUUGCACUCUUAAUCCUAAAAUUGGGGGUAUAUGAAGAGCCCACCCACUAGUCCAUGGACAAAGUAAAUGUUUAUUUAUGUCUUCCAUUUCAAACUUGUUGUCCAUUGUAGUGAUCUUGAGUGAUUGUGUUUAAUGGAAUAAAUGUUUUGCCCUCCUUAUUGAAACAAAAUAUAUUCUAAUAUUGUUUUUGAAUGAGUUAUUUAUUGAAUGUGGUUAAAAAACAUAUGGUAAAAGCUGAGUGGCCCACGUUGUUUUUGAUGGUUUUACAGUGGGAAAAGAUUUUACAUUUUUGUAAAGUAUUUUAAUUUUAAAUGUGAUAUGCAUUGUUAGUCAAUUAGUAAUGUAACAGUUACAUAAUUUAGCACCAACAUCAAAGUAUCUUUUGUACUUAGUUUUCAGUACAUCUUUCUGAAUACAUAACAGCUGUAGCAAUUUCCUUUCCUGCUUCUCUAGCAGAAAUGUUUUACAUUUAGAAAAGUGUGCCUGAAAUUACACGCAGUAAAAGGUGGUUAUUAUGCUUUGUUCAAAAUCUUUUAAUGGUGUUUGUUCGAAAGGGAUUUACAAAUUUGACAAAGUAUUGCAUUCAUUUUGCAAUUAAAAAAAAGUAUUCUAUCAA